Messenger RNA from Elgaria multicarinata webbii, 1480 nucleotides. RefSeq names its product GPN-loop GTPase 1 (gene GPN1). NCBI's taxonomy places the organism in Eukaryota, Metazoa, Chordata, Lepidosauria, Squamata, Anguidae. Gene Ontology annotation, molecular function: ATP hydrolysis activity; GTPase activity. Bases 19 to 1143 code for a protein of 374 amino acids. The transcript has 14 exons. The record is from RefSeq and is a predicted model, not a curated record.
GAGAGAGCCGGCGGCAAGAUGGCGGCAGCCGGUGCGGCGAGCGCGACGCCGGGACCCACCGUCUGCGUCCUGGUGCUGGGCAUGGCCGGCUCCGGCAAGACGGCGCUCGUGCAGAGGCUGGCCGCCCACCUGCACAGCCAGCGGGCUGCUCCGUACAUCAUUAACCUGGAUCCGGCGGUGCACGAACUGCCUUUCCCGGCCAACAUCGAUAUUCGGGACACUGUGAAGUACAAAGAAGUCAUGAAGCAGUAUGGGCUAGGCCCAAAUGGUGGCAUUGUGACUUCCCUGAAUCUAUUUGCUACAAGAUUUGAUCAGGUGAUGAAGUUUAUUGAGAAACGUCAGACUGCAUCCCAGUAUGUCCUGAUUGACACCCCUGGGCAGAUUGAGGUGUUCACCUGGUCUGCCUCAGGCACCAUCAUCACCGAAGCCCUGGCAUCCUCUUUCCCAUCGGUGGUGGUUUACGUGAUGGACACGUCUCGCAGCACCAGCCCUGUCACCUUCAUGUCCAACAUGCUGUAUGCCUGCAGCAUCCUGUACAAAACAAAGCUCCCAUUUAUUGUGGCCAUGAACAAGACGGACAUCAUUGACCACAGCUUUGCCGUGGAAUGGAUGCAGGACUUUGAAGCCUUCCAGGACGCCCUCAGCCAGGAAGCCACCUACGUCAGUAACUUGACCCGCUCCAUGAGCCUGGUGCUGGAUGAAUUCUACAACUCACUCAAGGUGGUGGGCGUCUCUGCUGUCCAGGGGACAGGGCUGGAUGAAUUUUUUGAACAGGUGGCCAAAGCUGUGGAUGAAUAUGAAAGAGAGUAUCGCCCAGAGUAUGAACGCCUAAGGAAGAAACGUGGAAGAAUGCAGAGCCAGCAACAGCAGGAGCAGCUGGAGCGUUUGCAGCGCGACAUGGGCCCCCUUGCCGUGGAGAGCAGCUCUGCAGUGUCUGGCUCGAUGGCAGAGUCUUCCUUGGGCUCUUCAGCCCUCAUCCUGACGCGAGGCGCUUUGGAGGAGGAAGAGGAGCAGGAGGAAGCCCAAGAGAGCGAUACGGACGACAUUGACCACGAGGUGACUGAGGAAAGCCACGAAGAGCCUGCCUUCCGGAGCUUUCUACAGGAGGCCAAGCUGCGCUACCCCGCCAGAAACAGCCACUAGGGCGCGAAGAGGACAGCCGCCACUGCCACUGCCGCCACGUGGAUGCAGGAGGCAGAGGGAGCGCCCGGCCAAGCCCCUCCGGGACAGUCCCUGGCUCUGCCGGCACCCAGGACUCUCGGGCCUUUCCCAGGGCUGCCUUUGCUUCGGGGGUGGGGCUGAAGCAGCGGGCGGGAGGUGCCUCUGCAGGCCCGGAGGGCUCCGCCUGCUCCUCCAGUGGGCCUGAAGCAGCUCUUUGGGAAAAGCCUGUGAACGGGGGGCCGGCAAUCCACUCUGCCACGUGUGGUGUAGUUUUGUUUUGUAACUUAUCAACCUGAGAAGACAUCUAUUUUGUCAUAAA